CACAAAAUGUGAGCCCUGAAGCACCGGCCGGUAGCAGUGAGGAAGGAGAAAAUCUGACGAGCUCAGCUAUGGGCACCACCGCCGGGGAGCCUCCGGCGGUCCACCCGGCCGUGCUUUUCAUCCGCCGCCCGGGCGCGCCCUUCUCCAACGCGAUGCACCAGCGCUUCGGCGUCCUGGACUCGGUGGCCUCUGGCGAGCCGCUCGCCGCUUUCCUCGCCGCCGCCGCAGCCAUGCCCGACCCGCCCCGCGCCGCAGUCAUCAUGGGAGGCGGCGUCGUCCGUGCGGACGCCUCGUUCCUCGACGCCGUCCCCUCCAUCCGCUGCCUCGUCAGCACGGCCGCGGGCGUCGACCACAUCGACCUUGCCGAGUGCGCGCGCCGCGGCGUCGCCGUCGCCAACUCCGGGACCGUCUACUCCGCCGACGUCGCCGACCACGCCGUUGGCAUGCUCGUCGACGUGAUCCGGCGCGUGUCGGCGGCAGAGCGAUUCGUCCGGCGUGGUCUCUGGCCGGUGCAGGGGGACUACGCUCUCGGAUCCACGCUGCGUGGCAAGCGCGUUGGAAUCAUCGGCUUCGGGAACAUUGGAUCACUGAUCGCAAAGAGGCUUGAAGCCAUUGGCUGUGUCAUCCACUACAACUCCAGAGGACCCAAGGAUUCAGUGGCUUACAAGUACUUUCCUGAUGUCCAUGAUCUUGCCUCUGAAUCAGAAGUGCUUGUUGUUGCAUGCGCACUGAACAAGGAGACACGCCACGUUGUCAGCAAGGAUGUUUUGGAGGCCCUAGGAACGGAUGGGAUUGUCAUAAACAUUGGUCGAGGAGCAAGCAUCGACGAGGCGGAGCUGGUCAUAGCUCUGAAAGAGGGAAGGAUUGCAGGAGCUGGCCUUGAUGUCUUCGAGAAUGAACCCGCGGUGCCAUCUGAUCUCCUGUCCAUGGACAAUGUUGUUCUGACGCCCCAUUCAGCGGUUUUCACAUUGGAGUCGAGGUCAGACCUGUGUGAGCACUUGAUAUGCAACCUUGAAGCUUUCUUCUCCGGUAAGCCGUUGCUCACGCCGGUACUUCCCUGACAAAGCAAGUCAUAUCGCAGUGAAUGCAACACAUAUGAACAUUUGGAGAACGGUGUUUGAAUGCUCGGCAGGAAUUUUGUAAGAAUCCAAAGAGAUAAAGGAAAUUUUGUCGGAAUGUACAUGCAAGAAACAGAGGAAAUUUUUAGGAAUGUCUUUGCAAGAAGCAGAGGAAAUUUUGUGAACAUCUCAUGUUAAAGUUCCAGUAGUGGCAGUCUACUAUGAUGCGAGUUUGAAUUUUUAGGUUGCUCAACUGAUGAUAAUAUUUACAUCACCUGAUGCCCAUCUCAUCUAUUUUCACGCAACGUGAAGUAGAAGAAUGUUUGAUGCAUUUUUUUUAUCUACAAGUACUUUGCUUUUCGUGCAGUCA
Panicum virgatum (switchgrass) is the source of this 1428-nucleotide messenger RNA. Its product is annotated as glyoxylate/hydroxypyruvate reductase HPR3-like. The record is from RefSeq and is a predicted model, not a curated record. Gene Ontology annotation, cellular component: cytosol. Gene Ontology annotation, molecular function: NAD binding; hydroxypyruvate reductase [NAD(P)H] activity; glyoxylate reductase (NADPH) activity. Bases 69 to 1061 code for a protein of 330 amino acids. Lineage: Eukaryota; Viridiplantae; Streptophyta; Magnoliopsida; Poales; Poaceae. The transcript has 3 exons.